GGGGUACUAUCUGACCAUCUGAGCUGGACGUGAGCCACAUUUUCUAACGGUUAUCUGCAGGUCAAGCGGUGCUCAUCAGCUAAUCUACCGGUAUCUGGUAUCACCAUAUGAAACGGUCUCCACUCGCCUGACAAGACGCUGACUGUAGCUCACCACUACAGUAACUACCAUUCACACACAUAUAUAUAUAUGUAUCUGAAGAGAGCGAGUCACGUCUAGUCUAGUCGAUGAUACGAUCACGAAUUUCCAGUCCUUACAGCCAUGUACCAUUUAGCAAAAGGCCUAUAUCGGCUUGCGACCAGUAAAGAGGAAUAUUCCGUAAUCCUUCUCGGCCUCGACAACGCCGGCAAGACGACCUUCCACGAACAGACCAAGUCCCUCUUCUUGCCCGAUCGUCCGGACCCUAAGCUCAAGACUGUGCCUACCGUCGGUCAGAAUGUCUCGACCCUCACCCUCCCCGACAUGUACCUCAAGAUCUGGGAUGUCGGCGGUCAGCUGAGUCUGCGCAAGCUAUGGCAGAGCUACUAUGCCAGCUGUCACGCUAUCGUCUUCAUAAUCGACAGCACCGACAUUGGCGACGGCAACAUCGAGCACGACAAUUCUGGUCGGCUCGACGAAUGCCGCCUGGUCCUCGAGGACGUCCUGCAGAACUCCGAGACAGAAGGCGUGCCACUGCUCAUCCUCGCCAAUAAACAAGACCGUGAAGACUGCCUCGAGGUGGUCAGGAUAAAAGAGGGGCUCGUUAAGAAGGUCUUCGAGGGUGAAAAGGCCUCCAGUAUUCGCGACUCGAGAGUGCUGCCGGUCAGUGCGCUGACCGGAACGGGUGUCCGGGAAGCCAUCGACUGGGUUAGAUCUAGAGUCAAAUGGAACAAGGAGUCGAGACCGCCCGUCAUGAGAUAGGGAUUUUAUCACGCGCUGCAAAUUUUCCAAUCAAAUUCGAAAGCGUUUUGGGCUUGCAUUGAGCGGCAUGGGCACAGGCGUUAGGGU
Xylaria bambusicola is the source of this 987-nucleotide messenger RNA. Its product is annotated as P-loop containing nucleoside triphosphate hydrolase protein. Gene Ontology annotation, biological process: protein localization to organelle; intracellular protein transport; Golgi to plasma membrane protein transport. NCBI's taxonomy places the organism in Eukaryota, Fungi, Ascomycota, Sordariomycetes, Xylariales, Xylariaceae. Gene Ontology annotation, cellular component: Golgi apparatus. The record is from RefSeq and is a predicted model, not a curated record. Bases 262 to 900 code for a protein of 212 amino acids. The transcript is spliced from 2 exons. Gene Ontology annotation, molecular function: GTP binding; GTPase activity.